Messenger RNA from Ceraceosorus guamensis, 1289 nucleotides. RefSeq lists its product as hypothetical. The record is from RefSeq and is a predicted model, not a curated record. The transcript is spliced from 2 exons. NCBI's taxonomy places the organism in Eukaryota, Fungi, Basidiomycota, Exobasidiomycetes, Ceraceosorales, Ceraceosoraceae. Bases 326 to 946 code for a protein of 206 amino acids.
GAUGGAUGGAUGCUGGAUGGCGGCGGGAAACGCCUGCUGAUUGAUGCACGCACGCGCGACGCGUUCCGGACGCGUCACGUCACGUCACGUCGCGCGGCGAUCACGCAUCACAUCAACACCACCACCAUAUGAUGCUUUGCCUCAACGCUCGUCUCGGCACACUUCAACCACACCUCGAGCCCCCGCUGCCCCGCUCUCUUCCUGAGCGCCCCUCAUUGGAUGCAAUCGUGACAAACAGCGAGCGCUGACAAAACACGUUACCGCUACCGCUACCGCUACCGCCACCGCCACCGCCACCGCCACGGCUGCCGCUGCCGCGCAUUCCAUGUCGUCCUCGCACCCUUCCUCCUCAUCCCAGCCCUCGGGACCCGGCCCAUCAGGCUCACCGGUGCGCACACGAACCUCUCCGCGCAAAUCUCAUCCCCUCUCCGCCACUUCUCCUCGAGCAGCAGCAGCAUCCACACCCACUCGCGCUGCGGGCGGCGGGGCGGCGGCGGCGGCGGCGCGCGAUGAUGAUACCGACGACGCUACGCUCGGUGCUGCGGCUGCUGGUCGAGCAUCUGCGAGCUCCGCUGCUCGUCGAGCGCCGCGCGUUCAAGGAUCCACCUCCACCUCCACCGCACCUGGCGCAACGCAAUCGCAAUCGCAAUCGCAGUCGCAGAGAGAGGCAAAAGAGAGAGCAGAGAGAGCGAUGCUGGAGAGGCAGGUGACGCAAUUGGAAUCGGAAGUGUCGAGAUUGCGAUCAGACGUGCAGAGGGAGAGGAGCAGCAGGAGAAGGAGGUGGAAGAGGGCGAGGUAUGAUGAGGUGGUGGCGCUGGGGGAGGAGGGAUCGGCGGUAAAGGAUGCAGAGGAAGCGUUUAGCCAGUCAGCCGAGCGACUCUCCGCUCAUCAAGCCGACGUCGACAUCGAACAGCUGUUGGCACAAGCGGACGACGCUGCAAUGUGAGUCUCGUUGGCGAGGGAGGGCGUGAAUUGCACGCCUUGCCAUGGCUCACCCGCACACAUCGCCCCCAUCUCCUUGCUGCCGCCCCAGCACGUCCAUCUUGACCAGCUCGCCUCUCGCGCUUCUGAGCCUCUUGGGUCCCUCUGCCAAACCGCACGCGCAUGCGAUAGGGCUGGCGAGCAGCAGCGCAUCGUACAGCAUUCUCGGUCCGCCUGUCCAAGCCGGAGGUGUGCCGCUAAGCGAUGCAGGCGAUGAUGUCCAAACGAGAUUGGAAAAGACCAAAGAAGCGCUCAAAGCGCAAAGCGACUUUGCUCGCAUCGCACUGAUCAGCGUGCAGACUGCAGAC